Molecule: messenger RNA, 1920 nt
Organism: Peniophora sp. CBMAI 1063
Lineage: Eukaryota; Fungi; Basidiomycota; Agaricomycetes; Russulales; Peniophoraceae
Source: the annotation of a GenBank genome assembly
AUGUCGAAUCAAUCUCUGAACCUGGACAAGAAAGACGGCGCGUCUGAACAGGAGUCGGUUCACGACGCCCCGGUGAACACCCCGUCCAUCGGUGGCAACAAGAUUGAGGCACUUCGUUCUGUCGCAAAGUCAUCUCCAUCUGUUAGGCGCAUACUUUGGGUGAUUGGCAUAGGCGUCGGGAUCACAAGCUUCGCGUAUGCCAUCCAAGUGAGCACCAGCUCCAACUUCUCCGUCUGGGCUACCUCUAGUUUCGAAAGCCACUCGUCCGGUCUCUCGGCGCUUUCUGUAGCCACAACGCUCAUUUCUUCCAUCUGCAAGCCCUUCCUCGCCAAGUUCUCCGAUGUCUUCGGACGGCCGAGCACAUACUUCGUCGGAACGCUGCUCUAUCUCGUUGGAUUUAUCGUUAUCUCCCAGUCUCCGACUCUCGCGGCAUACAUCAUCGGCAACGUGCUUGGUUCAUUGGGUGGCUCAACUGUGGAUUUCAUGAAUAACGUGAUCAUUGCCGACCUCACAGAUCUCCAAUGGCGCGGAUUCUAUAUCGCGUGUCUUGGGAUACCCUACUUGAUUACUCCCUGGUUCAGCGCCAGUAUCGUCGAGAGCCUGGGAACAACUGACGACUGGCGCUGGGGGUACCUAAUGUUUGCUAUCAUCCUUCCCGUCAGUACUCUGCCAGUCAUAGGCGCACUCGUAUGGCUUCAUCUUCGCGCCAAGAAGCUCAGCAUCCGAGUCGUUCCUACAGCCGAGCGAGUAGCGGGUGUUGAGGAUGGCGUCGAGCAGGCCGUCGAGGCGCCAAGGAUCUCGCUCGCUCUACGCGUGAGGUCGAGUAUUCACGAACUCGAUGCACUUGGUCUUCUCCUACUCGGCUUUGGCUGGACCUUACUUUUACUUCCUUUCUCCCUGGAGAGCGGUGCCAAGGGCAGAUGGUCGAACCCUUCGAUGAUUGUCAUGAUCGUCGUCGGUGCCAUCUGCCUCAUCGCAUUCAUACUCUUCGAGGCGCUUCCCGCGCCGUCUUCUCAGGAACAGGACCUUUAUGAGUACGUGGGCCCUCCUUUUCCUCCCCCUACCUACCUUGACACUCAGUACUCCUGCGCAGUGUGCAUCAUCAUCAACUUCGUAUACGACCUCGCUACGAUGCUUGAGACCCUGUACCUGAGCUCAUACACUGACAUCGUCUCGGAUUGGUCGCUUCAAGGCUGGACGUAUUACAGCAACACCCUCAACAUCUCCCUUUGUGCAUUUGGGAUCGUCGCCGGUGCUCUUCAGCGCCUCACGCACCGUUACAAGGCGCUUCAAGUCUCGGGCCUUUGCCUUCAGAUAGUUGCGUACGGGCUUCUCAUAUCUCCCACCGGAAAGGCCGCCACAACCAGCACCGCUUUGCUCGUCGUCAGUCAAGUUAUUUCUGGCAUGGGCGGCGCCUUCUCCGUUGUUGGCUCGGCAGUCGCUGCCCAAGCAUCCGUUCCGCAUGAAGACAUGGCCCUUGUCAUGGCCCUCCUCGCACUCUGGGCUUCCGUCGGCGCAUCAAUCGGUUCCGCGAUCAGCUCGGUGAUAUGGUCCCGUUGGAUGCCUGUCAACCUGCGACAAUACGUUCCCGCCUCGGUCAACGAUACCCAAGUUGCAGAGUUCUAUGCCGACAUCACGCUCAUCCGCGCCUACGACUUCGACGAUCCUGUUCGCCAAGGUGCGAUCGAGGCCUACCGACACACGCUCUGGGUCUUCCUGGUACCGGCGCUCGUCCUAUCCUUCAUCACGCUCGGUGCAGCAUGCUUCCAAACAAACUACUUUCUCGGCGAGCAGCACGACGCUGUGACCGGCACCGACCCUGGUGGCGAGGUCACUGGCAAUCAGCAGGAAGGCAAGAAGGUCGACACGAGCGCGAUGAGUAUGCCCCGCAAGGCUCUCUACUAUGUGUUUGGCGCAUGA